Physeter macrocephalus (sperm whale) is the source of this 3007-nucleotide messenger RNA. RefSeq names its product ubiquitin conjugating enzyme E2 Z (gene UBE2Z). Bases 68 to 1129 code for a protein of 353 amino acids. The record is from RefSeq and is a predicted model, not a curated record. The transcript is spliced from 7 exons. NCBI's taxonomy places the organism in Eukaryota, Metazoa, Chordata, Mammalia, Artiodactyla, Physeteridae.
CGGGAGGGAGCAGCGGCCGCUCUGGUCGGCGGACGUGCUGCCGAGCAGUCCCGGAAGCGAAGGAGCGAUGGCGGAGAGUCCGACUGAGGAGGCGGCGACGGCAGGCGCCGGGGCGGCGGGCCCCGGAGCGAGCGGCGUCGCCGGUGUUGUUGGCGUUAGCGGCGGCGGCGGGUUCGGGCCGCCUUUCCUGCCGGAUGUGUGGGCGGCGGCGGCGGCAGCGGGCGGGGCCGGGGGGCCAGGGAGCGGCCUGGCUCCGCUGCCCGGGCUCCCGCCCUCGGCCGCUGCCCACGGGGCCGCGCUGCUUAGCCACUGGGACCCCACACUCAGCUCCGACUGGGACGGCGAGCGAACCGCGCCGCAGUGUCUGCUCCGGAUCAAGCGGGAUAUCAUGUCCAUUUAUAAGGAGCCUCCUCCAGGAAUGUUCGUUGUACCUGAUACUGUUGACAUGACUAAGAUUCAUGCAUUGAUCACAGGCCCAUUUGACACUCCUUAUGAAGGGGGUUUCUUCCUGUUCGUGUUUCGGUGUCCGCCCGACUAUCCCAUCCACCCACCUCGGGUCAAACUGAUGACAACGGGCAAUAACACAGUGAGGUUUAACCCCAACUUCUACCGCAAUGGGAAAGUCUGCUUGAGUAUUCUAGGUACGUGGACUGGCCCUGCCUGGAGCCCAGCCCAGAGCAUCUCUUCCGUGCUCAUCUCCAUCCAGUCCCUGAUGACUGAGAACCCGUAUCACAAUGAACCUGGCUUUGAGCAGGAGAGACAUCCAGGAGACAGCAAAAAUUACAAUGAAUGUAUUCGGCAUGAGACCAUCAGAGUGGCGGUCUGUGACAUGAUGGAAGGAAAGUGUCCCUGCCCUGAACCCCUACGAGGGGUGAUGGAGAAGUCCUUCCUGGAGUAUUAUGACUUCUAUGAGGUGGCCUGCAAAGAUCGUCUGCACCUUCAAGGCCAGACUAUGCAGGACCCUUUUGGAGAGAAGCGGGGCCACUUUGACUACCAGUCCCUCUUGAUGCGCCUGGGACUGAUUCGUCAGAAAGUGCUGGAGAGGCUCCAUAAUGAGAACGCCGAAAUGGACUCUGAUAGCAGCUCGUCUGGGACAGAGACAGACCUGCACGGGAGCCUGAGGGUUUAGACCCUGCUCCCCUCUCCCCUCCCCCCACUCGAGAGUCCCAGCAAAGUCCCUUCCCCCCACCCCAGGGAUGGAGAGGCACUUGUGUAUCUCCCUCCAAAUGUGACAUCAUCCCGCAAGAUGGCAAGAACCAAGCAAGCUUGGAUCCCAGGGUGUGGAAGUGGGGAGGCUGUUCCCGAUCUGACCUCCUUGGCUCUCGAGCAUCUGGGGCUGUGUUCAUCCCAUAUCAGGGGCCAAGGUACCUAUGCAGGAGCACCUAGGGCGAGGGCCUCUGGCAAAAACAAAACAACCAACACACCUCUCCACAGGGCCAGCUCCUUAGGGACAGGUGGAGACAGAAAUUGCAAUUCCUAGAGGGAGUGUGCCCAAAUGAUUUAUGGGGAUAUCUGGAAGGGAGCUUGGGGUGGGGGGCUGUCUGUGACACUUAAGCAGUCUGGGUGGUUGUCUGUCUGUCUGUCUUCAGUUUUGAAGCAGGGCUUCCCAAUGCCCUUUUCCUCCCUGCCUCUUUACCCCCAUUAUUUCCCACAGGCCAGCAUAAUUUUGUUUUUCCUAAUUUAUAGUCACUGUUCUAGACAGACCAAAGAGAAGGAACAGUGGUGGAGUCUAGGCUGCUGAUGAGUAAGCUUUACCUAGCACCUGAGCACCUUUCUCCUCUGCCCCCCAUUCCCUCACCCAUUCUAGAUUUAAGACAAGGUAAAUGUGGCUGGGCCUGAACCAAGGUCUUGGUAAAGCCUGCACAGGCACCAUAAGAAGCUGAAAAUGCCGUUUGUUCCCACAGUCACCGAUUUGAAAAGUUCCCAUUGCAGACAGCUGUUGUGUGUAUGGGAUUAGAGCCACUACAUAGAACAGUCUCUUACAGAUUUUUCAUAAAUACUAGUCACAAUGAGGGUAUUACUCCUGGGGGUGGGGUACAGGGGGGAGGCUGAUGCUAGUCCUAUUGUAUUUUGUUUGGCUGUCCUUGUGUGUUUUCACCUCAGCCUGUAGUCCCCUUCCUCACUUCAAAGCCCAGGGAGUUGUGGGGAGCAAGCAUAGCCAAUGGCAGAGGGGAUUGGGGCUGGGACUCUGAAGACUCCUCCCCUUCUCUCCCCCCUCCCCCCCAACUGCUCUUUGUCACUGACUCUGAUGGGUGUUUGCCUGGCUGUGUCGCUUCUCUAUCUAUUUAGCUGCAGUGAUCCUUUAUCUGGUUGGCUCAGAAAAAUGUGCUUUAGGUGCCCUGUGACACUGGGCAUCAAGGGAACCCAUCCUUCCCCUUUUUGAUGUGUUCUCCUGUACUUUCCAGAUUCUUACUGAUAGGUCUCCCAGUGGGGUACUGGUGAUCCACAUGACACAGGGCCUCAAUCAGUAUCCAGCCACGAGUAAGGGAGAGGAUAACUUGUACCUGCUCUGCCCGCUGCUAGAGAGGCUUCUGCCUUGUGGGUCAUGAGACUUCCUGGGGAAGUUGGGAAGGGGGUUGGGCACAAAGGAGAAUGUCCUACUUGGGAUGGCAGGAAGCAAAGGAACUGGACAGGAAGUGGGCUUGGGGGACAGAAGUGUAGCUUUGAUACCUGAAGGCUGGGUCUCUUCACGAGGAGACUCAAGAAGGGGCCCUGCUUCCAAUUUCCCUCUUCCAUUCCCAGAGCUAGUACAGGGCUUGGAAGAAUGCCCUUGGUCUGUUGGUCCAGUGUUACCUGUCAUACAUUUAAGUGUUCCCACUUUCAAGUGACAAUCCUCUCCUUGGCCCUGCCAUGGGCAGAGCAUGUCUGGCGUACUAGCCUGACUUUUACGUCCUAAUCUUGAGUUGAGGAAAUAUAUGCACAGGAGUCAAAAAGAUGUCUUUAUAUCUGACUGUACAUAAAGUUUUUUUUUUUUUUUUCUUUUUGGUGCAAUAAAGUUUGUUUUGGC